AUGGCUGAGAUCUAUAACACGGACCGAUUCGCAGAGCUCUAUUAUCCAUCGAACACAGCCGAUCUUCUGCAUCUAGGGCUUGCGGCGAGGUUCGUGGCAGCGCUGUUCGAAUCAAAUCAGGUCACGUAUGCCUUUAUCGGGGGAUGGGCCGUCUAUUUGCGGGGUGGUCGCCGCCGCACCCAGGAUAUCGAUAUUACAGUUGCCACUUCGAUGGACCAUUUAAAACAGAUUUUGACUGUUCAGCCCCGUAUUCAUUUCCCAGCUAUCCAUGGCCGGACCUCCGUCCAAAUAUUUAUAGACACGGGCCGCAGUGUCGAUGGGGAGUUUCCCCAUGUUCCCGAUUUGGCAGUCAGUAUGGAUAUUGUUAUUAGUGGAAAUCUAGGCACGCCGGAGGAUCUCCAAUCCUCGCGCGAGCCGAUCAAUCCUCAUAGACCCACUCCAUUAGGGUCUCCUGUUUUGGUUCUAGGAUUGGUCUUCCAGAUAUAUGCAAAGCUUGAUGCAUUCUCAAGACGUGGAGAACAAGAUAGCAAAGAUUUUCAGGACUUGGAAUUCCUGCUUACCCAAUAUGCGCUGCAAAUACCGGCAUUCCGAGAUUGCUUCGAUCUUGAGCAGCGGCAGUACUUCUGGGUCCAAUAUGCCUCCAAAUAUGCGACCUUUCCAGACCAAGUCGAAACCAUGAGGGUUCUUCUUGGUAUUUGA
This is a messenger RNA of Penicillium angulare, 699 nucleotides long. RefSeq lists its product as uncharacterized. The record is from RefSeq and is a predicted model, not a curated record. Bases 1 to 699 code for a protein of 232 amino acids. NCBI's taxonomy places the organism in Eukaryota, Fungi, Ascomycota, Eurotiomycetes, Eurotiales, Aspergillaceae. The transcript has 3 exons.